Messenger RNA from Echinococcus granulosus, 582 nucleotides. RefSeq names its product Disintegrin and metalloproteinase domain-containing protein. Gene Ontology annotation, biological process: Notch signaling pathway; membrane protein ectodomain proteolysis. Gene Ontology annotation, molecular function: metalloendopeptidase activity. The transcript has 2 exons. Gene Ontology annotation, cellular component: plasma membrane. Bases 1 to 582 code for a protein of 193 amino acids. The record is from RefSeq and is a predicted model, not a curated record. NCBI's taxonomy places the organism in Eukaryota, Metazoa, Platyhelminthes, Cestoda, Cyclophyllidea, Taeniidae.
AUGGGGCAUAAUUUGGGAGCGAAGCACGAUGACGACUUCAAAGAGGAAACACCUGCGUGUCUGCCCUCGGUGGACGAUCCCAAGGGUAACUACAUUAUGUUCGCCAGUGCCACUGGUGGUGACAAGGAGAACAAUAACAAGUUCUCUGUGUGCUCUGUUAACUCCAUCGCCCGUCUAUUGCACCAAGUUCUCAAGAGUGAAUCCAACUGCUUUUUUACCUCCAAUGGUUCGUUUUGCGGGAAUCGGCUAACGGAGGAGGGUGAACAGUGCGACUGCGGUUUCACUCGUGAGGAUUGUGAUGACGUCUGCUGCUAUCCCAAGGACUCCAAGGAACCCUGCAAACUGAAGAAGUUCGCCAAUGUUGGCAACACCACCGUUAAGGUAGAUUUGCACUUCCCAUGUCCCGAUUACUUAACCAUCGUAACUGGGAUCUUGUGCAGGUUCGUUGUUCGCCAACCGCGGGUGAGUGCUGUACGUCGAAGUGCCAGUACCGAGACUCGAAGCACCUGUGUAGAAGUGCUGGUGAGUGCCACAAGGCUUCCUACUGCUCCGGCAGCAGUGCCCAGUGUCCGCCUCCUGUAA